AUGGCGCCUGCGCUCGCGCCGCUCCGGGUGUUUCUGUACGUGUCGCUGGCCGCAGCCGAGCAUUCCGUGAUCUACGGGACCGCCUGGAAGAAGGAGGCCACCGCAGAUCUGGUGAAGCUGGCGCUACGCCAGGGCUUCAGAGCGCUGGACACCGCCAACAUGCCCAAGCACUACAAUGAGAGUCUGGUGGGAGAGGCUGUGUCCGAGUUUCUGGCGACGGGUCAGCUGACGAGAGACCAGCUGUGGGUGCAGACCAAGUUUACUCCGGACGCCUGUGCCGACAUCCCAGAGGAGCUUUGGCCCUUCGACCCUGCGGAGCCUCGCCCGUCGGCGCGGGUCAGACAGUCGCUGCGCAGCUCCUUGCGACAUUUGCGCGUGGACAGGGUGGAGGCGCUUCUGCUACACGCGCCCAUGCCCACGCGUGCUGAGUCGCUGGAAGUGUGGCGGGAGAUGGAGAGGAUCCAAGAGGAGAACCUCGCAGGCGAGAUUGGCGUGAGCAACUUCAACGCGCAAGAGCUCCGAUGGCUACUGAGCGCUUCGGACAAAGCGCCGGCCUAUGUGCAGAAUCGGUGCCUACACAAGGAUGGCUGGGACGCCGAAGUGCGGCAGCUCUGCCAACGCCACGGGAUCCGAUACCAGGGCUUUUGGCUCCUCACGGGCAACAGGCACGUCACCAGAGACGAGCGCCUCAUCGAAAUCGCGCGCAGGCACCACCGCACGCCGGAGCAGAUCUUGCUGCGCUUCGCGGUGCAGGGGCUGGGCAUCCUCGCCCUCAGCGGCACAAGGGACGCUGAGCACAUGGCGCAAGACCUCGAGGUGUCCCGGGCAGAUUUCUCGCUGUCCGCGGAGGAGAUCUCGGUCCUCAUGGAGCUGAAGCCCCCCGAGUUCGCCGAGACCGAUCCAGUAACGGGGACCAUCGUGAACGACCUGGAAGAGGCGGUCCAGAUCUAUUGGGAGCCACAGUCUGGACCGGAGGUCCACAACGGCGAUGUGCCCGCGCAGGGCCAGCUAGUGGUGCAAACCUUCCACGGCCACCGCUUCCUGGCGCGGACCUUCGAACACGCGGAGCUGGUGCUGCGCUGGACGGCGGACCGGGCCGCCGGAAGGGCACAGGAGGUGCGGGUGGAUCGGAGAGUCAAGGCGGAGUUCGCCAACGUGGGUGCUUCAGAGCUCCGAGUCUUUUGGAAAGGCGCAGGCGCUGAGGUGCUGCAGGACACCUUGCCGGCGGAGGGCAAGCUGCAGAUCGACAGCUUUCUGGGGCACGAGUUCGUGGUGAGAACUGCUGACGGGCGCGCAGUACAUGAGUGGCAGGCAACCGCCGCGCACGGCGCGCAUCGCGUGGAAGUCGGCGAGUUGUAG
Effrenium voratum is the source of this 1359-nucleotide messenger RNA. The record is from the annotation of a GenBank genome assembly. Lineage: Eukaryota; Dinophyceae; Suessiales; Symbiodiniaceae.